GCAGCUGCCAGCCUACUAGGGUCAUCCAUAAUGUGGAGAAACAGGGCGUUCGAAAGAGAGCAGCUUCCCUCGUCGUGCUUUGAAAGGAAAUGAGCAUUGGCAGGAAGUUUAAUGACUUCAGUAUUAUCAAUAUCAAUUCUUUCUAAACUCUAAAAUAUUUACAUAUUACCUAACCCAUUCUUUAUCUUACCUACUAGGUACCCUAUCUAUUAAGUACCUACCUAUAUUAUUCUUCACACAAUUCUUAUCUUCAGCAUUCAUAUGUGUCUUUCCUAGUAGUCAAUGCUCUUCUAUAUAUCCUGUUCGAGAGACACCGGCUGUCCCGUUUCGUUGUCUAGCUGACUAGCUGUCUAGCGUGACGCUCCAAUUCCCAUUCACAUGUGACAUCACCAACAGCUACCUAUACUUCCACAGCUGAUUCUUUUCCAUACAACUUGAAUCCCUUCCUAACCCUUUUGGAACUCAAGACCCUUAAAAUUCUACGGUUCACUAUCCCUUCGCAGCCCUGGAAUCCUAUAUACGCGAGCAGCUUGGGUUUUUAAAAAAAAAUGAACAGCUUGUCGCGAUAGCGCAGCGCUGGGCUUAACAUCGCGCUUCAUUCAUCUCCUAGCUUCUAAGCUUCCUAACUUCCUACUUUGGCUUAAGUGUCGUACACGACAGAAGACGACAAGAUGCCUUUACCAUUCCUUGGUCGUUUGAAUAUUGUAGAGUACAUUGCCCUUGUAGGGUCCUUUUGUCUUGUCGGUCUUGAGGCCCUCGUCCGAGUCUUGACGCUCGCAUUACCUUCGACUUUGAUAAAUCUCUUUUACCGAGCGUCGCGACGGUUGUUUAACAGGUUAACGUCGCCCGCGCAGAAGAGAGCCGAGCAAAGGAGAAAAUCCGUCUCGACGUCGAUCCGGAAUGCCUCGGACUUCGUUGAUAUCUGUGCCAUGUUUGGCUACACGGCCGAAGAACAUGUGCUGCAGACCAAAGAUGGGUAUCUACUCGGAAUACACCGCCUCGCAUGGAGAAAGGGAGAGGAAGAUAUGAAAGUCAACGACGGACCCACUAGCAUAAAGAAGCGGGUCGUCUACCUUCACCAUGGCCUUCUGAUGAACAGUGAGGUCUGGGUUUGUCUCACUGAUGCUCAGAGAUGUCUACCAUUCAUGUUGGUAGAGAGUGGUUUCGAUGUCUGGUUGGGAAACAACCGUGGUAACAAGUAUUCCAAGAAGUCAAUCAACUACCCCCCUACUUCUAUCGAGUUUUGGAACUUCUCAAUCGAUGAGUUCGCUUUUUACGAUAUACCAGACACCAUCAACUACAUCUUGGAAACUACCAGGCAGUCGUCCCUAUCUUAUAUUGGCUUCUCUCAAGGGACCGCGCAGGCAUUUGCUAGCUUGGCUGUGCACCCCGGACUCAAUGAACAGAUAAAUGUUUUCAUCGCAUUGGCACCUGCUAUGUCGCCUGCCGGUCUGAACAAUGGCAUUGUCGACGCUCUCAUCAAAGCUUCACCUCAGGUCCUCUUUCUCCUUUUUGGCAGACGUUCUAUUCUUAGCUCCGCGACCAUGUGGCAGUCUAUCCUGUACCCGCCGAUUUUUAUUAAACUUAUCGACAUGGGCUUGACUUUCCUUUUCGGUUGGAAAACCAAGAAUAUCUCUGUCAGUCAAAAGCUUGCUGCCUAUCCGCAUUUAUACUCCUUCACCAGCACCAAGUCGGUUGUCCAUUGGUUCCAAAUCAUUCGCAAUCGGUCAUUCCAGAUGUACGACGAUGACGUACAGACUCCCUUGUCUAUCAACACGUCGAGCAAAUAUACGAAAGUUGCUAGGUUCCCGACUCGUAAUAUUCGGACACCAAUAGUCCUUGUCUAUGGGGGAAGUGACUCUUUGGUGGAUAUUAAGGUCAUGUUGAGAGAAUUGCCUAACAGGACAGUUGCUACUGAGAUUCCACAUUACGAGCACUUAGACUUCCUCUGGGCUCGCGAUGUCGAUACUCAAGUGUUCCAACACGUCUUUGAUGCCCUGGAGAACUUUAGGGAUGCGGCACAUUCCUUAGAGGAGUUUGAGAGCUAUCAGCGGGCGCGCAGUGUCAGCAUGAUUGCUUCUAAUGCUUUCAAACACGUGCACCGCAAUAGCGACACACUCGAGUCUGACAGCACAUCCGUCGUGUCUAAUGCGCAACCGGAGAAUGGAGGCGAGGUUAGUCUCAGAGUGGAACACAAACCAUGCGAAGAUCAAGAGAAUCACUCCUCGAUCUCCCAAGUUGCCACUCCUCCAGCAAGCUCCACACAGACACCGACUCACACUCACCCCAUCACCAGCAUUGAUGAAACCGCCGUGGCAGCAAGUGGGGACAGCUCCAAAACAAACGGCCAUGACGGUACGACAGACCUACCAGACCCAGUGACCCCGAGUCCAUCGACCAGGCAUAGGCCGACUCGCAGGAGUGGUAGUGUGGCCAGCGUCCUUAGUCUAGACUCGAUGAAAGAGGGCCGUGGUAUUAAGAUCGGCGCCGCGAAGCCUACUAUUAGUAGUAGCAGCGACGAAGGCCGGAGGUAUGCCCAGCUCAACGUUUAAAUAAGUUCGUGGAUUCCUAAAUAGAGUGUAUAAAUCAGGAACACGGUUAGACGGGCGUUUUGCCACAACGGGUAGGUAGGCUUAUUUUUCUACCAACACUUGUUGAUUCACUCGCAAGUCCGAGAGCCUGUAUAAAUUCAUAGAAGGGAUGCAUACAAGUUGUAUAGGCCUUAGUAUAUAUAUCAGCAUCAAGUACCUACCAACCUAAGUAGAUGUCUCGUCCUUGGCGUAUAUGAAGAAGUGAAUAUGAAUCAUAGCAGUGCUCCAGUAACUACCUACCUAUCUAGGAUUGCACUGCCUGUAUCGUUAGGUUCAGAUAUACCCAAGCACCGACAAUUUCGUAUGGAUACUGAGGCAGAUAGUUAUAGGA
This is a messenger RNA of Hypoxylon fragiforme, 2922 nucleotides long. RefSeq names its product alpha/beta-hydrolase. The record is from RefSeq and is a predicted model, not a curated record. NCBI's taxonomy places the organism in Eukaryota, Fungi, Ascomycota, Sordariomycetes, Xylariales, Hypoxylaceae. The transcript has 6 exons. The coding region runs from base 672 to 2552 and encodes 626 amino acids.